This is a messenger RNA of Cladophialophora psammophila CBS 110553, 1203 nucleotides long. RefSeq lists its product as uncharacterized. Gene Ontology annotation, biological process: double-strand break repair via homologous recombination; DNA double-strand break processing involved in repair via single-strand annealing. The record is from RefSeq and is a predicted model, not a curated record. The transcript has a single exon. Gene Ontology annotation, molecular function: double-stranded DNA binding; double-strand/single-strand DNA junction binding; damaged DNA binding. Gene Ontology annotation, cellular component: site of double-strand break. Bases 1 to 1203 code for a protein of 400 amino acids. NCBI's taxonomy places the organism in Eukaryota, Fungi, Ascomycota, Eurotiomycetes, Chaetothyriales, Herpotrichiellaceae.
AUGCCCACUCCUACCCUUUCGCUUACGUCAACCCUAAUCCUCGCACUUACGCAGAGCGAAGCACUCCAACGGCAGCUUGAAGACAGCAAUAGGGCCAUAGAAUGUCUGAAACGUGAGAAUGAGAAGCUCAAACACGAGAUCCAGGAACUGCGUCGGGCAGGGCUGCAGAAGCGGGACGAAGGGCCAGAGCUUGCAGCCCAACUGGACCAACUAUUCCGAAAAGAUGCAGAGAAGCAAGCAGAGAUUGACAGCUUGAAGAAUCAGCUGCGCAAGGAAAGAAGACGCUCACAGAAUCUACAUCUGUCCUCUCCCGCUGUGUCUGGUGACGAGCAAACCCCAGUAAAUGCUACUCGGAAGCGACAGAGAGCCAACAGUGCGGACAAGACAGGAGCGCUGCAAGAAAUCGAACUUAAUGUGUCUUCAGGAAGCCGCUCUAUCCAACGGCCGAAAUUUAAACGAUUGAGCGACCGAGGAGCAGAAGCUAUCUCAUCACUCGGAGAAGAUGGCGUUGAUUACAAUGAAGAUGGUAGAGAUACUCCACCGGAAAAGCCUGCUCCCACAAACAUUUCGCCUCGUAAACGUCUGCAGGCAUUACUGACAGUACCCACGCCGACAACGCCAGUACCUCCUCGUCCCAAUGCGGCGCGAAAAUGUCCUGUUACAAACAAUGCAUUAGAGAAGAAUGAGCCACUUCGUUCACGGCCCCUCCUUCAGCUCGACCUCUCCCACUUCAAAGUCAACCCAAAAUAUACAGGAGGCCUUGACUACGCGUUCCAGGAGGUUGUCCGUAACAAGGAAGCGAGGAAGUGCCUGCCAAAUUGUACGCGGCCUGAAUGCUGUGGUGCCAAAUUCAGAGUUUUGGCAGAGACACUGCCCUUUGAUCCGAACGUCUCUGAAGACGACCUUUUGCGUGAUUUUCUUGGACCUGGAUCAGCGGACAAGAUAAGCUCACUGACCCCUUUGGCGAGAGCGAAUUUGGUGCAUGAGGCGAGAGCGAAUUUACUUGCCAAGGAGUAUGGAAGGAAACACAGGGCAAAUUUCGAAACACCAUCUACGCCUCCAGGGUUCUGGGACGUGGAUAUUCCAUCCACACAGGAGCAAAACGAGAACCAGGAGCAAGCAAGACAGAAGCAGAGGGAUGAGGUCGAGAGGCGGUAUCAAGAGGCGAUCAAGGGUGGACGCUGGAUCUUUGCAGAUGAAUGA